Messenger RNA from Rangifer tarandus platyrhynchus (Svalbard reindeer), 828 nucleotides. The record is from the annotation of a GenBank genome assembly. NCBI's taxonomy places the organism in Eukaryota, Metazoa, Chordata, Mammalia, Artiodactyla, Cervidae.
AUGAUGGGGGCGGGGGCGGCGGGGGCGGUUACACGAUCCGCAGGAAAAGGAAAGGAAACGGGAAAGGAACGAAGCCAGGAGCCGGGCCUCCCGGGAAGACCAAGCCGGAGAACAACGGCAGGGCCGCGCGUCCGGCCCGCGCUCGGCCAGGUCACAAUGACAGCUCGGAACCCGGCCUGCCGGCCCGCGCUGCACGCAGCUCGGCGACCCCGGCCCCCGCGCUCAGCCCACCGCGGCACGACGGCCCGGGUCGGGCUAAGAGGCGGGGGCUCCCCCAGGGCCCACGCUUCCCGGGGCCUCCGGACGGCCGAGGGCUCCAGCGCUGACCCUCCCCAGCCCCGCGUACCUGGAUGCGCGGCGCCCGAGGCCGGAGGUGGCUGCGCGGGGACGCGGGCACGGCGGGCGAGCGGUCCCGCACUGCAGCGGCGCCGCCCUCCGCCCGCCCCCGCGCCGCGCCGCGCGGUCCACCCUCCUACCGGCCCACCCCCACCCCCCUCUCCCCGCCGCCGAGAUCUCCCGCCUGGGCAAACUACUCUUGCCCCCGCUCCCCCUCCCGUCCCCGCCUCCUCGCCCUCACCCCAGACAUGCAGGCUGACAAGCCCCACGUCUGACAGACCGACACACAUCAGUGCGCUGCUGCGCUGCCAGGAGGGCCACCACGACCGCCCCCACGCGCCCGCCUCACACCUCCACCCCCCACUGGAGGCUCGAUUACCCAGAUUGCCCAUCUGCCUCGGGGGUUAUGGCGAGCACCGCCCCCCCCAAUCUGGGUGUCACCUCUGGGUCACAGGGCCUGCACUGCAUUUUGCCCCCAUUCUGCCUGGGUAG